Molecule: messenger RNA, 747 nt
Organism: Acytostelium subglobosum LB1
Lineage: Eukaryota; Evosea; Eumycetozoa; Acytosteliales; Acytosteliaceae
Exons: 3
Coding region: 1-747 (248 amino acids)
Biological process (GO): sphingolipid biosynthetic process; very long-chain fatty acid biosynthetic process; fatty acid elongation, saturated fatty acid
Cellular component (GO): endoplasmic reticulum membrane
Molecular function (GO): fatty acid elongase activity
Source: RefSeq, a predicted model, not a curated record
AUGCUUGCAAACUGGAAGUAUCCAGCAUCAAUAGCUAUUCUCUAUCUGUUGGUAAUCCAUGGAUUGAAUUUAUUCAUGAGAAAUAGAAAGGCCAUGUCACUUAAGGGUGUAUCAAUAGUACAUAACAUCAACUUGAUGACAUUAUCCAUCGUUAUGAUGGUGGGAGUAUUGGAUGCCGCUUAUCGCCAGGCACAGGAGGAGGGCGUUGGAUCACUGUUUUGUGAACGAUCACCAGCAGCCGUCAACGGACGCAUUGGAUGGUGGAUCUACGUGUUCUACCUAUCCAAGUACUACGAACUGUUUGACACGGUGCUGCUCAGCCUCAAGAAGAAGCCCAUCAUCUUCCUUGCACAUCUUCCACCACAUGGUGAUGGUGCCGGGCACGUGGCAGUGGCUGAACGACCAGUGGCGUCACUGGGUCGCGAGUGUUGGUUCAAGCGCUACAUCACAUCGGCCCAGAUCGUGCAGUUUGUCACUGGCUCACUCAUUGUCACGCGUUGGUUCAUCAUUCGCAAGAGCGACCAAUGUCAAGGAGGCAUCAGUCCAGCCAUCGUAUCAUACAUUGUCAACAACUUUUUCAUUCUACUCUUUGUCCGUUUCUACAUCAAGUCAUACAGUAGUGGCGGCAGCAACAACACUCGACCUUCAUCAAACAAGCUCAAGGAAUCGUCGACUUCAUCUUCAUCGGCAUCAACAGGAAUGAUUCCAGACCAAACAACAUCAAAUAUACAUACCAAGAGUGAUUGA